This is a messenger RNA of Saccoglossus kowalevskii, 656 nucleotides long. RefSeq names its product centriolin-like. The record is from RefSeq and is a predicted model, not a curated record. NCBI's taxonomy places the organism in Eukaryota, Metazoa, Hemichordata, Enteropneusta, Harrimaniidae. Gene Ontology annotation, molecular function: protein binding.
GAGAAACGAGAAGAGCUGGAUGCAUUGGAUCUGGCAGUGGAGCGACAGAAAGCUACACUACGGAGAUUAAAAGAGGAUGAUGCAGAAUUGAAAAAGGAUAAGGAAGAGGCUCUGCAAGAAUUACAAAGGAUGAGAAAAACAAAAGAGAAAGAAAAAGAUGAUUUCAAAACUUUUAGAGAAAAGGAAUUAAAAAGAAGGGAUUUUCUUCAUGGUGCACAAACAUACAAAGUUGAUGAUAAUGAAGAUGAUGAAGAAGCAUCGCAAAGGAAAGAAGAUGUUGUUGAUGAGAUAAACUGUUUAGAAAGGACACUGAGUAAGAGACGUGCUGAGCUGAGAGAGGCUGAUAGGUUGUUACAUGACUGUAAAGCUGAUCUCAAAGAAGCAAGGCAAAAGGCCAAGGAAACCAUUGAUCGAUAUGAUGAUGCAGUACAGAAAUUUACCAACACUCGACAAGAUGCAGAGGAGCUAGAAAGAAGAGCACAAGAAACAGCAGAACAUCUUGUCAUAGCUGAGGACGAACUUAACAGAUUGCAGACAGAUAUCACAGAAUUAACCCAAGUCAAAUUAACAAGAGAAGAUGAAAUUCGUAAAAUGAAUAGAAUUAUAUCUAGUCGUAAUGCUGAGUACAAAGAAAUUGACCAGAGAACAUCAUCUGG